AACAAAUAGAACACCAAAGUACUUGCAAAUAUUUUAUAAUGUUGAUCUGUCCCAUGUUAGAUCUGUCUAGAGGCAGCAGAUACGUGCAUCAAAUCGUCAUCUCUACCGCAAUAAACUGAAACCUUAUUAGUUAACCUAGAGAAAAGUCCAAAGCCAUUCAUAUAUUAUCUUCUAACAGGUAUUGUUUCUUUCUGGUUGUACUUGUACCUCUAACUCCCUUUUCAAUGUAUUUCCAUUUUUUCUUCAACAAAGAAAAAAAAAAUACAGGACCACUACGCAUUUUGUAAAUCUCAUUGACUUUGAAUGUUCUAUGGUUGCAACCUAUACAUGAACCACAAGUUUGGUUUACCUGAAAUACACUCCUAUAAGAAUGUGGGGAAGAAUGUGCUAAGAUAGCAGCAAUCUCCCCUUCACCACAAUCACACACAAAAUGGAGAAGAAAAUUCAUGUGGUUUGCAUCCCCUUCCCACUUCAGAGUCACAUAACUUCCUUGAUGAAGCUAGCAAAAAUCCUUCAUUUCAGAGGUGUUCAUAUAACCUUUGUCAACACAGAAUUCAAUCAUCAACGUUUAUUAAAUACAAGGGGAUAAGAUUCACUUAAAGGCUUACCGGAUUUUCGUUUCGAAACAAUCCCUGACGGUCUACCACCACCAACCAAUCCAAAUGCUACCCAAGAUGUCUUAUCUCUCUGCGUCUCCAUGCAAACUAACUGCUUAAGACCUUUUCGAAAUAUUAUCCAAAAACUCAACAACUCUGCAGAUUCAAAUGUCCCUCCUGUGAGCUGUAUAGUAUCUGAUGGUUCUCUGAGCUUCACUCUACAAGCAGCUAAAGAGUUUGGAAUUCCAGAUAUGACAUACUGGCCAAUUAGCUUCUGUGCCUUUAUUUGUCUUCUUCACUUUCCGCAUCUCGUCCAAAGAGGUCUUGUCCCACUCAAAGAUGAGAGUUACCUAACCAACGGGUACAUGAAGGAGACAUUCAUUGACUGGAUACCCGGUGUAAAAGAUAUCAGAUUCAGAGAUUUACCAAGCUUCGUUCUAACGGCCAAUCCCAACGACCCUAUGAUGGAUUUUUCGAUACGAGAAACUAAAAGAACUUAUGAUGCUACAGCCUUGAUUUUCAAUACUUUUGAUGCCUUGGAGAUGGAUGUUUUGGAUGCAGUCAAGUCUGAGUUGUCACUUCCUCCUAUUUACACCGUUGGUCCUCUUCAUUCACUCCUCAAUCAAAUUCCUCUUAGUGAGUCGCAAUCUCUUGGAUCAAAUAUGUGGAUAGAGGAUACCAAAUGUCUAGAAUGGCUUGGUUCCAAAGAACCUAACUCAGUCGUUUAUGUAAAUUUCGGCAGCGUCCUUGUUAUGAAUACUCAACAACUCACCGAAUUUGCAUGGGGACUAGCAAACAGUAAGCAUAACUUCUUAUGGAUCAUAAGACCUGAUCUGGUGGUCGGCGAGUCGGCUACUUUGCCACCUGAAUUUGCAGAGGAAAUUAAAGUAAGAGGACUAAUAGCAAAUUGGUACCCACAAGAACAUGUCCUAAAUCAUGCAUCAAUAGCUGGUUUCUUGACAUACUGCAGUUGGAAUUCAAUCCUUGAAAGCUUGUGUUGUGGUGUUCCUAUGAUUUGUUGGCCGUUUUUCGCAGACCAGCAAACGAACUGCAGGUACUUAUGUAAGCACUGGGGAGUGGUUAUGGAGAUCGAUAACAAUGUGAAGCGAGAAGAAGUUGAGAGCUUAGUGAAAGAGUUGAUGGAAGGAGAGAAAGGUAAAAACUUGAAGAAAAAAGCUAUGGAGUGGAAGAGGAAAGUAGAAGAGGCCAUCUUACCCGGGGGGUUCUACUUCCUCUAGUUUGGACAAGAUUGUAAGCGACAUACUUGCCAGGAAAAAUACAAAUCAAUAAAACUGCCAGUGUCAAUACGUCAUUGUAGAGUGGAGAUUACGUACCAAGUACGUUCUCAGGAUGUUUAUCAUUUAGCAUAUUCUUUACUCCCUCCGUUUCAAUUUAGAUGACCUUGUAGAGUUUUUCACGCAGAUUAAGAAACAUCAAAGAGAGUAAUGUUUUUCCAAAUCUGCCCAUAUUAAUACCAUCCUAAAAUUUUAAAC
Molecule: messenger RNA, 2089 nt
Organism: Papaver somniferum (opium poppy)
Lineage: Eukaryota; Viridiplantae; Streptophyta; Magnoliopsida; Ranunculales; Papaveraceae
Product: 7-deoxyloganetin glucosyltransferase-like
Exons: 2
Coding region: 698-1834 (378 amino acids)
Molecular function (GO): UDP-glycosyltransferase activity
Source: RefSeq, a predicted model, not a curated record